GUAGUCUAGUUCUGUCAGAUAUUGUAGAUAGCGCUGCAGUCAACGUACUAACACUUAACACGACAGAUUGUUAGCUCCGAUGUGAGUUUAUUUAAAAAUUCGAGACGAGAAAUUAAACGCGUAAUCAUCGUCGUCCAUACAAGUGGAAUUUUCGUGAUAAAGGAGUGAGAAGAAGAUCGAGCGAAGGACAGGGCACUCGAAAGUCAGGAUACGAACCUGAUCCAUCUUAAGCGCGGUGGGCCGCCGCGCUGGUGGGCCUAGCAGACGACAUGUUGGCUGCAGGGAGCACCUCGUCUCGGAUGUUUUGGCCGCGAAUUUCCUCGGGGAUUCUUGAGUGAGGAAAGUGAGCGAACGCGGUGAAAGCGAGGUGGUGAGAGAGUAAAAUUACUCGAGGGUGUGUGCGAGAGAGGGCACGCGGUUGGGUUCCCCGAGUGGUGGUUGUGCCGUGGUCGUCGACGAGAAGCCUGCGGAGAGGGGUAGAGACUAGUGAGCGGCGGGGAGGGGGAACCCGGACGAGCCCUCGAAAAAUUGAGGAGUCAAGGAACGAAAAUUAGAGAAAGAAGAAAAAGAUACGGACGGAUCCGUGCUGCGUACGGGCUUUUCUUCGUGGGUGAAACUUCAGUAACGAGGAGAUCGUUGGAAGAAAAUUGGAAAAAAAGCAUAGAAGUGAGAGCAUAGAAAAAGCGAAGAAACUUGGUCGGUCGCAUACAUUAUCUUCCUUAUCUACAGGAGCUGUCGAUUCGCGACUUUCUUCAAUUUACUCGAAUAACGAGCUAAGCAGCGCACCGGAGCCGAUCUAUUUUAACUUCUCGUUGUUCUGUCCGAAGGGUAGGGGCCUGCGAGGCGAGGCGAGGUCGAGCUGUCGUGUACACGCGUCCGAGUCCCUUCCUCUUGAAACGAUUUCGCGUGUGUCUCGUGUUCGCGGGCCAUCACAGGAGGCGCAUCGGACAGUGCACGUCAACCUAUUAUCCCAGUCCCGAUCUCGCUCCCACUCUCGAAUGCUCGUCGUGCCUCGUGCGUACUCCCUCUAUCGCAACCUGCCGCGAGACACUCGCGGCCGGUUUCGCCAGUGUUAAACGGAAGAUUCGGAAGUGGUUCGGUCGUCUUUUAUAUUAUCGGUAUUUUCAGUUCGCGUACCACCGUUUUAGUUGUGCUCAAGCUCGCUAUACAACUCGCCCACUUUCUUCCUAGUGGAUCAAUUUGUUAUCGGGCCAGGUGUCACGACCCGAGGAACGUCGCCUCGACACGACUGAUCGCCCUCCUACGACUAACGACACAUUCGGCGUCCACACAGAGCAGCAUUAUUCUGUAUCAUCGUCGUCGUCGUCGUAUUUUCUUAAAUACAUACAGCACCGUUCGAGUGAUCCAUCGUGUUGGACCACCAGCAGCACUGUCGAUCGUGUGUAGCUAUGGUUUCGCGGGCAGUGCAAGAUAGUGAAAAAGAAGCCGUGAAGUGAACGUGUUUUGUGUAUAAUAUAAUAUUUAAUCGAAAAUCAAGAUACGCGUAGUUGGUGUUCGAAACGAAGAGAUAAAGUAAACUCGCGACGGGCAGAAUAAGGAGACGGAGGAGGAGGAGUACAAAGGGAGGAAGAGAAAAAAAAAGAUAAAAGAGAGAAGGUCGGGACGAGAGAGCGAUCCGCGUAACCGAUAGUGGGUGGAAAAGAGAGAGUUCGAUAGAAGGACGAAGCUUUGGUUGUAAGCGCGACGGUGAUAGAUAAGUAUCGAGUGACAGACACGGCCGGAACGAAGGAACGAACUCGUAGAUAGAAAAUACCGUGGAAAAGGGAGUGAAUCUCCGCGUAUCGCGGAAGAGAGGUUGGUACUUAUCGAACGUCAGAUUCACGCGAGAUAAACAACACGCGUCGCCGGUAGUGCUCGUACCACGAGCUGUACGCUCGGGGAGUAGUGGUGAUAUUUCUCUGAACCAAGAACAACAGAGAACAACAGAAGUGGAAGGGAAGAGCGAAGAGGGUGAGCCGCGCGUGUCUCUCUCGUGGUGUGUCAUGGGGUGUUUCGGCAGCCAGAGCAGUAAGGCCAGCCAGGAUGACAGCAAGAACCAGAAGAGGCGCUCGGAUGCCAUCACCAGGCAAUUGCAAAAGGAUAAGCAAGUUUACCGAGCUACUCACAGGCUCUUAUUACUCGGAGCAGGAGAAUCCGGGAAAAGCACGAUCGUCAAACAGAUGAGGAUAUUGCACGUGAACGGUUUCAGUGAAGCGGAAAAGCGGCAAAAAAUCGAGGACAUUAAGAAGAAUAUCAGAGACGCGAUACUGACGAUCACCAGCGCGAUGGGCACGUUAACGCCACCCGUCGCUUUGGAGGAUCCAGCGAAUCAGAGUAAAGUCGAUUAUAUCCUGGACGUCUCGUCCUCACCGGACUUCGAUUAUCCCCCGGAAUUCUAUGAAAUCGUGGAAACGUUAUGGAAGGAUCGGGGCGUGCAACAAAGCUUCGAGAGGAGUAACGAGUACCAGCUGAUCGACUGCGCCAAAUAUUUUCUAGAUAAGGUAGCCAUUGUUAAGCAAGCGGAUUACACCCCCACAGAACAGGACAUUCUCAGGUGUCGAGUGCUCACGUCCGGUAUCUUCGAGACACGGUUUCAAGUCGACAAAGUAAACUUUCACAUGUUCGACGUCGGUGGUCAACGAGACGAAAGGAGAAAGUGGAUACAGUGUUUUAACGAUGUGACGGCGAUUAUAUUUGUAACAGCGUGUAGUAGUUACAACAUGGUGCUCAGGGAGGACCCGACGAAAUUGAGACUCCGAGAGAGUCUGGAUCUGUUCAAAAGCAUCUGGAACAAUCGGUGGCUCCGCACAAUUUCCGUAAUCUUAUUUUUAAACAAACAGGAUCUAUUGGCGGAAAAGAUAAAAGCCGGCAAGCACAAAUUAGAGGACUAUUUUCCAGAUUUCGAGCGGUACAAGACACCGGUCGAACCAGGGGUAGUAGCGGAUCCCUCGGAACCGCCUGACGUUAUAAGGGCCAAGUACUUCAUUAGAGACGAAUUCCUUCGUAUAAGCACAGCAAGCGGCGACGGCAAGCACUAUUGUUAUCCGCACUUCACAUGCGCCGUCGACACAGAGAACAUCAAGAGAGUGUUUAACGAUUGUCGGGACAUCAUUCAACGGAUGCACUUGCGUCAGUACGAGCUGUUGUGACUUCGUUCCUGCCGACGUGUCGUCCUGUUCUCGUCUAUUCGUAUGAAGAUCACUAUGGUAUCGUUGCGGCUCGAGCUAACGCGAGUCUACAAGCUUCUUGUCGUACGAUGGCCGAUCGAAAUUUUUUAUCGCGAUCUACGACGAUUUUGAGUUGCGUUGGAACUCUUCUUCGCGUGUCUGAGAUCGUUCGGCAUUCAGAGAAUGAAAUGAUACGUUACGCGUCGAAGGAUCCUCCGUACGAGAUACACCGUUUUGUGGAUCGAACGACUCCGAAGUCGAUCGUUCUUCUUCUUCGACGAAGAUUCCACGGAGAAACGUUGAUACGCAGCGGUUGAGGGUUACCUAAAACAAAAUCUCGUCCCGCGACAGAGGAUACACUUCUUCUCCUUUUCUUUUAUUUUUUUAUUUAUUUUUUCUUUUUUUUGCACAGAAUCGCUUUAUUAUAUCGUCAUUGGUGUACAAGCAAAACAACAAUGCCCCUCCUAGCGUUUAACGAUUCUACACACCAAAACGUGCGUCUCGACGAAAGAUAUUUCAAAUCUCUCGGGCAUUUCUCGAUCACUCGACUCCUUGAUUUUUUUUUUAUUUUUUUUUAUUUUUUUUUUUUAAUUAGGUUUCGGCGUACAGUGUGCUGAACGUGGGAAUACAACGUUCGUUGCUAAUAGAAACACGUGCAAUUUUAAACUAAUUACCUCGUUAAUUUUUAUUCUAAUUACGCAUCAAUUCGUUGAUAAGCAGAGCGUAUGAACGUUCGUUACGCGACGUCGACGUGUUCACCAAGUGGAUAUCCACGACGAUCGUGCGGAAACGGCUCUUUAGUUUCGUCUGGCACACUCGUCGCGUUUAUUGUGUAUCGUUCAGAUUUAGUAUUAAGAAACGUUUCCUAAGACUUAGGUAAUUGUCUCUGAUAAAAAGUCCUUAUCGUUGAUAACGUUUUCUUUUACUCGUUUCUCGAAUCUCUAUCUUUUUCUCCUCGCCCCCACUCACCCCCUUGUCAAACGAGAUCUUCUUGCAGAAAAAAAAAAAAAAGAAAAUUAAUUUUACCCAACCUUCCGAAUCUCCAGUUUAAAUCGCAUUGGCCCGAUCCGUAGGAGUCUUUCAGCCGCAUCUUUUUACAAGAAGAGUAUUUUGUGAGAUUUUACAGUAUUUCGACGAGCGUUUUAAUUGUAUAACUAUGUAUCAAAUAUGUACAGGGUGACCGUCCACGGAUUCAUGUUUUUUAUGUACGUUUCCUAUCGAAUAUCGAGAUUCCUCCACCCGAUAUCGUUUCUACUGAUUUCCAUUGAGACUACUUUUAAUUCUCGUGUACUUAGGGCACGUUGUUCUCGUUGUAGCUACUGUCUCUACAUGUUGAAUCCUAAACAACAAUCUGCAAAGAAGGAUGUUGUGCCACGUUUGAAGAAAAAAAGAAAGGGAUAAAGGUGUUGAUUUUACACGUACACUCUAUUUGACUAGCGGUUAGGCCCCGACAUUUACAAUCAAACUAUCGUUGAUGUAACGUUACAACAUACCAGAAAUUAUAAUAUGUUGCUUAUUCAUUCGACUCUCAUAACGCAAAGUCCUGGGUCACUCGAGUAGAGCACGCUUCAUGGUCCCGAACGUUUAUAAUACGGAUAACGUGUACAGGAUGUUGAGAAAGUGAUAGUCGUUGAUUUCAGAAGCGAUUCUCCACCUCCGAUGUCUUUUAUUCAAUGGUUUCAUUGGUUCAGUUUUGUUCCUCUGAUCAUUCACCGUGAUGCGAAGAAUUACUCGCGAAUAUCACGACUGAGACUUUGUCAUCGAUCUUGUAAAAAUCUGAAUCAUUCGGUAAUCGGUUGUCAUCGGUACUCCUUUAGGAUUAAUAUCCUGAACCAACCAUGCGAUGUUGCGAAUUUCUUAUCUCAUGUAUCUUUACUAUUUGGACACCCUGUAUAUGAUAAGUCUCCUAUUCAUUUUUCUCGAAUUUUAACUGUAUUUUAUUUAUUUUUUUUUUUCAUUUUUUCUUUUCGUUUCAUACUACUAGAUCCAGCGGACGAGAUGUUUCUAUACACAUGUGCGAAUUGUUUCGAACAUAUGGUACAUGAAUAUAAAUUCUCAUUACAAAUUCAUAAACAAUUUAAUACGGGAUUAAAAAGAAAAAGAAAAGAAAGGAAAAUACAUCUGUAAGGAGAGUCAGUGGUGCAGGUAACUAUCUCGUAUCCGCUGGAUCGAGUGCCAGUUACCGAUCUGUGUAACGUCUACUUUUAAUUAAUAGAUAACGAGAGUUUAACGUGAAAUUAAACCGAGUAAAAUAAGGAAAUACGAAUUAAGCCACGAUCCGAGAAGGUUUUAUGUGACAUGACGUAAAUAUAUUGGGGCAUCCGGUCUUACUAUCCUUAUUAUCGUCUUGUUCUAAACUCGAUCACGUUCGCUCCUUUUUAUAACAAAGAUUAUUUAUUUGUAACGCAACAUGGAGAACAGAAGUAUACAUCUAAACCAUUGUCUGUAUAUUUGAUUCUUUUUAUAUGCUUCUUCAAAGAUCUGUGUAUCAAGGGUGCUAUGAUAGAAUUCUAUUUAUUUAAAUGGGCAAAGAUUUGUGUUAACCAGAUAUUUGGUAAAAUUUUCUUUAGAUAAACAGAGUUCUCCCAUCAGCGCCUCUUUCUCAAUCGUCUCGACAAAUUUGAUGGCAUCGGUCAUUUUAUAUUUCACUUGUUUCAAUGAUGUUUCCAGUCUGAUCGUAAUUAAACAGAUGUGACUGUUGAAACGAUGAGGAUAGAAAUUCCGGACAUUGCAUAACGAUUACUCCGUAAAUGCUAACGAGCCCACACCUCUCCUCCUCCUGUUCCUCCUUCACGAUCGUAAUGUACUCUCGUGUAACCGAUAUCAAUGUAUGGGCCCGUUGUAUGCAUACCACACACACAUACACAUAUUAAUUAUAUGUAUACCUGUCGUACUAAUAUACAUAAAUUGACAAGCCAUAGUUUGUAAAACGGUAUUUAUAAACUUUACCAAGUGUUAUUUUUACUGUGAAACCGAUUACAGAUAUUGCGAGAGUGCAAUGGAAUGCGAGAGAAAAGCGAGCCUGUUCUCGGCGAUGGUAAUAUCGUUACCUAUGUCGAUCAAGAAAACUUCCGUGAAACUUUGAAUGUUCACUACCCCCCAGCACAAACAGACGCGAAUCAUCGUAAUCGUGUGUACUGCAAGCCGUAUGAACGAGUAUCGUGUAACUAGUAUUGUUACGAGUAUUCUUAUACUACCGCUACUACUAUCACCAUGAAUUUUCUUUCUUCGUUUCGUUGCGUUUCUUUUCUUCUGACAGAGAUAAGCGAUUAUUCUGAUUUCGAAUGGCGUUUGAUAACGUAGGAUAACGAAGGAUGAAGCUACGAGUGCAUUGGCAAACGGUGUUGAUGCGAACAAUGUUGCGGUUGGUACAGAACUUUUCACUCGAAACGACUCGAGUCGUGAACAAUGAAUCAUAACCUAUUGUAUCAUUAUUUUCGAUGUAUCACGAUGCAUCAUUCGACGCUUGCCAAUGUACAAUCAUGUGCAAUGAUGAGAAAAAUAGCUGCCCGUGAAAUCAUUGUCCCUGUUAGUCUAACAGACGGUGGCAAUAACACACACGAAAGAAAGAAAGAAAGAAAGAGAAAGAUAAGAAUGAAACAUUUGCUAUUAUUACCUGUGUUGAAUGUAAAGGGAAAAUUCGUGAGUGUAAAUUAUAAUCGAUUGUGUUUUGUGUGUGUGUGUGCGCGCGCGUACGUGAUCGAACGAAAGAAACGGAUAACCGAAUUAAAAUAACCAUUUUACGUGGCCACGAUUAUACCGAUUAUACAUAUACAUACAUUAUAUACAUAUAUAUAAUUAUACAUAUUGUAUACAUACGCCGAUCGCACAAGUUUUUUUCUUUUUAUUGUACGUACAAUGUGUACCAGGCAUGUGAAUAUGUACAUGUAAAAACUAAAGCGGUGCAAGUAAUUAUUAUUUGUAAAUACUACAAUGGCAGAUUCGUGUGAACAUAAAAAUGCAAAUGACGACGUAUCGAUAGAUUGACGAAGUUAAAUAUUGUAUUUACGUGUACAUGGCAAAAAUUCAUGUCUUCUCUUGGAAGGAACAGGUAUAGAUGAAUGGAAUCUCUACACCUUUCCCUACCAAGAGAAGACAUCGAUCACUCGCCGGGUGUACAUUUAUUGAUACGAAUCGCGCGUUACGCGGUAAGAUCGAUCAGUUUACGUUUUCGAUCUCGUCGAUCGCGAACGACGAUACGUUUUCAUUUAAAGAUCCCUCGACAACCGUCUCGAUCAUUUAGCUACUGUGCGCGUGCAACGUACGAAACUUGGUUUUUAUUUUCGUUCGAAUUCGAACGGCUCCGCUGAUGAUUUACAAGAGAACGAUCCUCCUCGUUUCUUUGCGAUUACGAUUGCACGACGCGAAUUUGAGGAAAUUGAGCGCGUCGUCCACCAAGUCGAAAUUAUUGCGUUUAGUCAAAGAAUUCUUUGUGGACCACGUUGCUGUGCAUGGGAGAUAGAACGAGAGAGUAUUGCCUUAAAAAGCGAAAGUCAGAAAGUAGACUGGACGCGAUCUGAAUCGUCGUAAUGAAAAGUAAAACACUGCUGGUGAUUAUUACCGAUACUAAUUAACUGGCAGUGUUCUUGAUUUCUUAAUCAGAUCGCUAAACGACGAUUCGAGGUACAGGGAAUGAACGAUAUAGAAAAAAAUGGAAAUGAAUAAUAAAUGUAUAGAAUUAUUAAUCAAUGUAUUCAAGAUUUUAGCUAAAGUAUCAAGUAAAUACAUAACAGUGUUUACUAUUCGUAGUAAAUCGAUUCAUUUACCGGAUAAUCCAUACAUUGGCUAAUAAGAAUACAUAUUUAUUAUAAAAAAAUAAAUCUCGAUUCGUUACGCGUUUCCGAACGAAAAGCCACGAUACGUCUGCUGUUAGAUAAAUAACGUUCGCGUUUAUGUUAAGGAUACAGAGUCAUUUAUUGUGAUCGUCUUAUCGUUACACUGUUAUUCGAUAAUGAAAAGAAAUGAAUUGUCUUUACACGGUCAGAUUUUAUUGAAACGGAUAAUGUAGUUAUAUUAUUAUUAUUAAUUAUUGUCGUCGUCAUUAUCGUCAUCUUGUCAUCGUCAUCAUCAUCGUCAUCAUCAUUCUCAUGAUCGUUAUUGUCGUUAUUAUAAACCUGUUAACCGAGUCAUUUUUCAAUCGGAAAGGAGUCAUUUCUCCUUCUCAACUGUGUAACAAGAAGUGAAUAAAGUAGAACCGAUUUAUCUUCUACGCAACAUACGUAUUUUUCUUCGUAAUUAAAGCGUAACGAUGCAACAAUUUGUUUGCGUAUAUUCGCUCGAACGACGGGUUAAUACGUUCCCAUGGGUCAUUUCGAUUAACCCACGAACGGCGGUGCUGGGUCGAUGAUCGUGAUCCAGAUAUAUACACCCGGUGCAUCGAUCAUUGAUUAAACACUCAAGUUUGCGUUUGUGAUAUAAUUUUUGAAUCUAGUUUGAAAAAUUCGCACGAUAAAGGAACGUAUUAACUCGUCCUUCUCGGUUAACAGGUUAAAUGUUGUCAUUAUUAUUGUGAUCAGCGAUUACUUCUGUAAUCAUUGUUAACGAAAAGCUAUCUCCAGGGAGAAAAAAUUCUGUGCAAUUUAGAUCGAUGUAAUUUAUUUAAAGGAUCAUAUGCGCAGAGAGCGAAACGAUCGUUCUGAAAGUUAAAAUUAUUCAAUCGAUUAAUCAAACUCAACAAGAUCAAUCGAUAUAACGAUUAACGUUCUAAUAAAUGUCGAUGCGUUUUUCAUACGCAUACGCAGACAUUCAGGUGCGUAUUUUUAUUUCUUCGCGAAAUUAAUUCCAUGACCAGAAAGAAAAAAAAAAGCGUCGUUUAUUAAUUAUUUGCUCUGGUUCCGUCAUUCGAGGGUGUAAACGAAAGUGGUCUUUUACAAAAAAAAAAAAAAAAAAUCAUGCACGUUCAUUUGUUUCAAAUAACCGAAGCUUAUCAUUUCUAUGUCAGCUUUUCACUACGCAACAUCCUUAGCGGUAAAGUAGAAUUAAUUACUUACGUCACAUCAUUAUUAUCGUCUGUCUCUCUCGAAAGAUACAGACACGUUGCGUUCGUGAUUAACGAGCGUCUAAUUAAACGAUCGCGUAAACGUGUACGAUCCUACCGUAGGUAAAAUGUCAAAGAAACAUAGUAUCAGGUUGUUGCAUAUCAAACGUGCAAAGUAUAAAUAUAAUUUCAUGACAGAAAAGUAUCGUCAAAUAUCACUUAUGCCACAUCAAUUCGAAGCUUAAAGUUUCACCUUUCGUUGAUAUUCUUAAUACAAAAAUGGCUGGUUGUCAAUUAUAUCAAACCAUGGACGUUCUAAUCAAACAUUUCAUCUGCAACAACCUAAUAUCAUUUGUGGUGCAUUGAAUUAUCUUUAAUAGCCUUUUCGAGUUUACGAAUAGGUACCAAAAAAAGGACAUAAAUGUUCCAUUGUCUUCUAUCUGAUAACAUCUACAACCGUUGUGUAUCAUGGUUCCCGAUUGUGGAUCGUGCCUUUCUAUAUAACUUCUCUACAAACCGUGUUUCGUUCGUUCCUCGUGAUUGAUAAAAGAAAAAAAAAAAAAAAGAAAUCAAGAUUACUUUAACUCAUAGAAAAUAGAGAGAGUGAUCUUACGUUGACGAAACGCUUCGAUUCAUUUCACGAUGUGUAACUAAUCUCUUCUUUAGUUCUAUCAAACGACUGCCUCAAUGUAAGACCACUUGUUGUUGUUUUUAUUUUCUGUCGAAUUAGAUGAAAUAAUAAAGAAAGAACAAGAGAAAGAAGCUACUUGUGCCUCGAGCGCGCCAAAACUGUCCUAUUCGUUAAGUAUAAAAAUAGAGGGAAAGAAGAGGAGCCAAACAAUGGUCUCUUGCCACACGUAUUCUAUUCGAAGUAAUUUCUAUGAAAAAUAUAUGUGUACGGUGAUCGAUCGUCGAUCCGUUAUCCGGAAUCGAACGUUUCUUUUUUUCUAGUCUUCGGAUCUUGUUCGCUAGGAUCCGGGAAAAAGCUUCUCUGAGGAGCAAACGGAAACAAUGAUGAGCGUUCGUUUAACUAUGGUUUCCAGGUGGAAACUGGCGAACAUUUAAUUGGAAUUUUUCAAAGAAAGAAAAAAGCACUAGACGAAGUUGUAUCGUUGAUCCUAGCGAUGAAAGGAAGAACGACGAGAGGAUCACUUAAUUGUUCGUGAAUAAAUAUGUAUCCACGUAAUAGAGAACGAGAAUAUGAAACUUUAAAAAAAAAGAAAAAAAAACACAAAAAAAAAAAAGCGAGAGAGAAAAGAAGAGUUACCAGCUCGUCGAUAAGUAAUGUCCCUCCAGUCCAUCAUCAGCAUCCCUCUCUCGAUACACCCGUGUUUUUCUCCCUUAAUUCUUAAAUGAAUUCGUUGUUGCGUGUCUCUCUUGUUAGAAGUAACGUUUAGCCGAAGACUUAUACGAAUGGAAAAGAUAAAAGAUCGUUGAACAAUUGUAACAUUCGAUAUUGCGUUGAUCAUACGAGCGAGUGCGUGGAAAAAAAAAAAAGAAAUGAAACUAUACGUGAUGUAAAUGAAUAAAUAAGAAAAGGAGAAAAAUUCUUUAGGAAAAAUUGAAAAUUGAAUGUUGUCCGCCCCAUGAUUUCUCGAAUCACACCGCGUGUUCUUACGCGGGAGAUAUUUUCUUUUCUCUUCGUUUCAAGCGUUCAUGAUAAAACUGCACAAUUAAAAAACAAACGCAGACACACAUACAUACAUAUACACAUUAUUGCGUACAAUGCAAUCAAACGAAAAAAAAUAUAUUAAUGGUUACUAUAUGAAAUACGCGAACGGGUAUUAAAUCACCUGAGUCGUUUAGUUGUCCAAGCUACUUAAGUAAAAAUCGUGGGGUGGACGUGUAGCAUAUACGAUAAACUGAUAUACAUAUAAGUACAUAAAUAAAUAAAUAAAUAUAUAUAUUAUACAGGUUGUCUCAGAAAAAAUGUACAUCGUGCAAACUACAAAUUCUUGAUGAAAAAAGGGAUCGAAAAGUCCUUUGCUAUUUUGUAAUCAGCGAUUUUAUUUAAGAGAUAUAAGCGAUUUAAAAUUGGAUACAUCACUUCCGGUAUGCUCUGUUUAAAUUUAGGCGGCUGAUCACGUGGUCCAAGUCACGUGUUGUGAUGGGUACUUUAAAUUUAAUUUAGUCCAGUCACUGCUAAAAUUAUAUUAAAACUGAAGCAUUAAAUUAACAAGGUAAUUAAUUAUCAUUGUUUUGCGUGAAUGUAUUUUCCCCAACGAUCAGCUACAACCUAAUUUUUCAACAACCUAUCAUUCAAUUUUUAAAUACGUAUAUCUUACAAAUAAAGUCACAAAUUAUAAAGUGGUAAAGGAAUUUUUUUAUCAUUUGCCAUAAAAUAUUUGCAGUUUCCACGGUGUUCAUCCUUUUUGAGGCACUCUGUAUAUAUUAUAUAAAUAUAAUUUAACCGAGUUAAAGCGAUCGAGUGAAACUUUUCGAAGUGUGUGUUAUCGAGCGUGCCAUUUUAAGAGAGAGAGAAUGGUGUGAACGACUGUAAAUGUGUUUUUAGAUUACAAGAAACAGGAAAAAAAAUAUUUCAUUCUCAUUCUGUGAUGAUUGUCUGAAUAUAAAGAGAGAGAGAAAGAGAGAGAGAAAAAAGGAAAUGUUUUCA
Osmia lignaria (orchard mason bee) is the source of this 11758-nucleotide messenger RNA. It is a transcript of the gene Galphas, whose product is annotated as G protein alpha s subunit. Gene Ontology annotation, biological process: sensory perception of chemical stimulus; adenylate cyclase-activating dopamine receptor signaling pathway. Gene Ontology annotation, molecular function: GTPase activity; G-protein beta/gamma-subunit complex binding; G protein-coupled receptor binding. NCBI's taxonomy places the organism in Eukaryota, Metazoa, Arthropoda, Insecta, Hymenoptera, Megachilidae. The record is from RefSeq and is a predicted model, not a curated record. Gene Ontology annotation, cellular component: heterotrimeric G-protein complex; cytoplasm.